ACAAAAGUGUGGGAAAAUACCGGAAAAUACUUGAAACAAAAAUUACAAAAUAAUUUCGUGUUAUUUGCUGGGUUAAUUUGCUUUUGAUAAUAUUAAGCUGCGAAAAUGAAUGAAGGAGCACGUAAGACUAUGGAGCUGCAGCGCCAGGUGCGCCACAAUGCAACCGAGUAUCAGAAUGCAGUGAAAAAUCUAUAUUCAUGGGAAAAGGACAUAAAAAGCAAAGAGCAGACAAUAAAGAAUGCCGCGAACGCCACUGCAAAAAACAAUGUUCCAGUGCGCAGCUAUGUAGAGAAAAAGGAAGAAAAGACAGCUAAACCUAUUAGCCCAUCCGGCUCUGCCGCAGGUACCCCUACAGAAAAGCAAGACCUUCCCGUCGAUCUUGUUGCCCAGCAACACAAAAAAGCCAAUGAUAUUAAAGAUCGUGGCAACACUUAUGUGAAAAAAGGGGAUUAUGACCACGCGAUUGAAGCCUACACAGAAGCUGUGGACGUUUACCCCUAUGAUCCCAUAUACUUCAGCAAUCGAGCGCUGUGUUACCUUAAAAAGGAGGACUAUAACAGCUGCGUUGAGGACUGUGAGGCAGCUAUUCGAUUAGACAAACUUUGCGCCAAAGCCUAUUAUAGACGGAUGCAGGCUAAUGAAUCGCUGGGAAACAACAUGGAGGCGCUCAAAGAUUGCACAAGUGUCCUGGCUAUUGAGCCCAAAAAUGUUGAAGCCAAGACAAGUUUGGCCCGCAUCAAUAAUCGGCUACGUGCAAACGCAACUAAAGGUGGACCAAAUUUCACGCCGGAUCGACCCGAUUUAGUUGAUAUCCUUCCACUGGAUAAACCGGCCUAUAAACGCUCAAAAAAGCCCAUGCGACGUGUGCCUAUAGUGGAUAUAGUCUCACCCAGAGCUACUUCUAAUAACAAUACAAAUCAAUUGCGUAUCUCAGAUGAUGAUAUUGAUAAGAUCUUCAAUAGCUAUUGCGGAGCAUUUGAAGAAGUUAAAAAUAAUACUAAACCCAAGCUGGAAUCUAAUCCAAUUGAAACACCAGCAUUAAAAUUACCUGAACAUACAUCCAAUUCGCUGAACCCAGAUACGGAAGUGGCUCAGAAGAAAGCUGCAAAGCCUACUAUUAACAACUCUCCAGCUCUCACGUCUCAAACAGAAGCCAGUGCCGCAGAUGGCCCCGUGGAACGAGCUUUGCCACCACAACCAAUGAACACAGCCCAGUUCUAUAUUACUUGGAAGGAAUUGUCUCCCGCUCAGAAAUAUAAGUAUUUGAAAUCCAUUGAAAUUCCAAAUCUGUGCAAAAUACUUGGAGCCGGAUUUGAUUCUGACACUUUUACAGAUCUCUUGCACACCAUCCAAGAGUUCUAUGUGCCCAAUAAGGAGCCUACAACAGCAGCAGUUUUAUAUGAGAUUAGCAAAAAUGAGGAAUUUGUUAUUCUGGCCAUGCUUAUGUCAACAGAAGAGAAGAAUAUUAUUUCCUCUAUAAUGACUGAGCUCAAAAAAUGGACGAAAAAUACAACGAUAUUGGCCAAAUUAACCAAGGCUUAUAAUGUGGAUUAGAAUUCUAUCCAAAUACCUCAAAUUGUCAUGUACUUAUUUGACUUUAAACUGUUCAACAAAAAAUUAUGUUUAAAAGAACCCAAAA
Molecule: messenger RNA, 1639 nt
Organism: Drosophila willistoni
Lineage: Eukaryota; Metazoa; Arthropoda; Insecta; Diptera; Drosophilidae
Gene: spag
Product: RNA polymerase II-associated protein 3
Exons: 6
Coding region: 106-1554 (482 amino acids)
Molecular function (GO): protein binding
Source: RefSeq, a predicted model, not a curated record